AACUAAAAUGUAUAACAUAAGUGCAAAUGCAAGUGCUUGCAAUAAAUUCAACAAUCUGAAUGAGCCUUACCUAUGCUUAUCUGCUCAGUACUUAAAGAUUAUUAUAUAUAUAUUGAUAUAUUUAUCGUUUAUUUAUUUUUCUACCAUAGAAUAUACGAACCAUUUGAUUUCCAAGCAUACAUAUAACUCAUAUUGUCUUCAUCGAUCGCAACGUCAUAGUAGUAGAGCCUUGUUAUUUUCGAGCUCGCGGGUACAUUAGAUUCGUUUUUCUUACAUAAAUGAAUACUUUGAUUGAAAACCAAAGUAUACUAAAUAACAAAUAUAUAAAUCCCCACACAAAAAACCGUAUAUUAGCAACAUAAAUAAUAGUACAAGAAAAAUUAUAAAUUUAGUUAGAAACAAAUUUUUACUAGGUAAUACCUACCAAGUUUUUAUUUUAAAUAAAGAAAAAUAAGAUGUGUUAAACAUUAUUUGUUUACAAAUAAAUAAUUACGAACUUAAACGUGCUCAAACCCUAAAUCCAAAAAGUAUUCCUUUACGACCUUUCUCACGUGUUUUUCGAUCUCCAAUACGGCCUCAGUGUGUUCACUUUCCUCAAGGGACUGGUCGGUUGUUUCAUCUUCUUCUACCGUUUCUUCGGCGUCCUUCGAAGAACUUUGGUCGAGACUAAGACUAAGACCAAGAUCAUUAGCAUCAGCAUUUCUCGGUAGUAUGCAAUAUUUAUCUAUUAAAGGUAACACAGCGUCUCUUACUUGACGGUUUAAAAUUUUUUUUAGACCUUGAAAAUAUUGGUUAACUUUUACAUUGGCGUCGUGGGUGUAUGCAUACUGCAGUGUGGUCUUAACAUCACGAAUCUUAAUCACGCUAGUUGCGAACGAUUGUAUACGAUUUUGGAUUAAAACAUAUGUUUUCUUUUUUGUCAACGGUUCUACCAAAUAGUUCAACGCACGCGACAUGUGAUCAAACAUGUUUUUGCUUUUUUCGAAUUGUUCUAUAAGGGUGUGGAAUAGCUUAAAGGAUUUCCGAUAAUUAUCGGGUUUUACUUGAACAGGCUCACUACUGCUGUCCUCACCUGGUGCACGCUUUUGUUUGUAGUAACUUUUUUUGCAAUAUUUUCUUUGAUCCGCAAGACGUAUCUCGUAACCACAUUCGUCCAUAAUGCUUUUAGUCAAAAGUAGGAACUCAAACAAAGCAUUCGCGUACACGCAUCCCAACAGCUUAUUGGCCAUGCAAUAUUUUUUUUCCACGUUUUCUUUAGUGACAUUAUUCGAUUGAUCGGGCUGUUUGGGGUCUAUGAACAGGUAAUUUCCCGAAAACGAAGACCGAGUGCAUGAGUUAUCGUGAUAUUGGACUUGCACGUGAUUGAGUCGGUCCCAUCCGUAAUUUUUUAAAAGUGCAUUUAGUCCGUCGAUGUAUUUUUCAAUCGGUUUAAAUUGGUGCGAAAACGAUGCGAGUUCGAUUACGGUUAAUAGAAAUAACAGAUCACUCGAAACGUUAAAAAACAUUUUAUCAGCUUGAAAUAUUUAUUUAUUUACGCGAUAGGUACAAAAAAUAUGAAUAUAUCAUGUACGAAGAGUUACACAUUCGUCCUCAAGCAGAAAGGUCUGUGUGAAACGGUUGACUCAUUUGACAUUUGGAAGUGUGUUUACUUCUAAUGGUAAAAUCGCUACUGUUUGUUCAUUUGGCGUGGAUUUUUUUUAUUCGCCAACAUGACAGGCUAUAGGUCUUAUUAAGAUCAAUUGAAACGUUAUAAACCAUUUUAGCAGAUUGAAUUAUUUCGCAUUAACGCAGUAAUAAAAAAAUAUAUAUUAUAUCGCCGCCCCGGUAGAACAAUGACUCAACUGCAGCACAAAUUGAAAUUUUACAAAACCAUAUUAUUUUCACCGAAAUGUUAUGGGAUGUAAUUUUAAUGGAAUGGCAAUGCUUGAGAAAUUAUUACAACUAUAGGUACAUCAUUUCGCUACCCUAUGCAUUCGAUAUUUUUCAACACGUUGAAGCAUUUAGCCCAUUUUACCAAAUUUUGCAGUUAGGUCAUUGCAUCUAGUGGGGUUUCCAGAAAAGUCAACUGAUGUUAAUUAGGUGAUUAGUCGAUUGGAGCAAGUAAUAAGAUAUAAGAGAAAAAUAUAAGUGAUAAGAGAUAACAUAUCCACGAUUAAAUCCACGUUUUUUUGCUGUUUUUAUUUUUGAAAAUAUUUUGGUUUAUGUUAUUUUACAACGUUCGAAUUUUUAUCUUGUUUAUAUCCGCCGUAAAGGCCUGAGUUUACGGUUAGAUACUGUUUUUUGCUUGUUUCCCUUAUGGGCGUUGUCAUAAAAUAUUAUAUCCGGCUUUAGGAUUUAUUCAUAUUUUUAUAUCUGCAUGGCCGCGACCCGACACAUCGUUUUAUUAUCAUUUCAAACCGAACUAGUCCUAUUCAAAUAAAUCAUAAUUAAUAAACUUAUAAGCUUGUAAUAUGAAUUUAUACGUUGAAGGUAUCGUAAUUGUAAUAAAAUGCAUAAUUAUGUGAAUUACUACAUAACUAAAGCAAUCCUUUAGACAAAACCCACGCUAAUUUUUAAAGAACCGCGUUAUCAUGCAGUAUUUUUGUGCACUAAGUUUUGGUCAGUGACAAACAAUCUGCAAGACACUUUGGAGGUUAUACCUAUUUAAAUAUCUGCCUGUAAAAUAAGACCUUUAAAAAAUCGAGCCUAGUUAUCAUUAAACACGCAAGGUACAUCAGAUUCGUUUUUCUUACAUUAUUAAAUACUUAAAUUUUAAAAAAAUGGGAAAAUCGCCCGUUUCACUGCCCCACCCUUUACAAUUUAAGGAUCUAUGAAAAUGUUUUUUUAGUUGCAUUUUGUUUUGAACAUUGUCAGUCUAGUAAAAUACAAGUAUAAUUGAGCUCUGAAAGAAUAUAAUCUAUGAAGUAUAAACAGUUAGUGUGAGAUUGCUCUAAUGGAAGUAUAUAAUACAUAAAUAUUAAUUUCAUUGAGAAUAAACGAUUAUAAUUUAAACUAUCGAGUACAAACGACUGAAACAUGAAUCGUCGACCAUUCUAAAUAAAUUUAACAAGACAUUGACUAUGUGUUAGUAUACGUUCAUAUUUGGCGUAUUGACUCAAAUAUGAGGCGCUCAGAAGCCAAACUGAUUAAAUCCAUAAAAUGAAAUUUUUCAGGACAGGUAGUUAAUGUUAUUUGAAACAAUGUAAGUACAAUUGCCAAUGUACUUGGUGCACUCUAGUGGUGAAAAAUUCAACUAUGGAGUUAUUUAUCAUUGCCACUGUUAAUUAUACACUUUUGUAAUCCGACCAUGCUAUUAUUCGCAAUUUAAAAAAUAGUGGAGUUAAUCGGUUUGGCAUCUUAGCGCCUCAUAUAUAAUAUAUUUAUCAAAUAACAAACAGUCUUGCGAAACAAAAACCUUUUUUACUGCACUUCUGAACUGCUUUUAUGAUUAAUAUUUGCAGAAAAAAAUGAAACUUAUCGGGUUUUUUGUACCAUUCAUCUUGGUAAAUGUUUCGGCAGAUGUUUUUGAAGCGGAUUAUAGGAAACAGGUUUUAGUUACAAAUGUAUCCAUCAUGGAAGCUGGUACAGAUAGAUUGGAGCGAAUAAUUGAAGAAAUGGUUAAUGAAGUCAAUCAUUUCGACACUUUCGGCAAACUUAAUUUUAUGAUCGCUGCACCAGACAAAUUGAAUAUUCUUAACUGUAUACCGGUUUCAGAUUGGAGGCCCAUGUCAUAUAUUGACAAAUUGAUUGAUUACCAGGAAGUGAUGGGAUGGAAAAUAAGACGUGCAUUCAGAAUGACAAAUCCUAAUAUUAAUAACAACCAAGAUUUUGGAAGCUUAGAUUUAACAACCCUUGCACAGGACAGAAGAGAUGUUACUGGACCAGCUUUAAAAAAUAUAAUCAAUCGUGUAUUAGAUGAACCUGUUCAGGUAAUACCGGAUGAUGGCGCUUUAAAAAGGAUGUGUUGUUUGAUAGGAUUAUACAUGAGUGCACAAUUUCCAACAUCAUAUAUAACAUAUACUCAGAUUGACUUAUCUAAUCGUACUUGUAUCGUAUUGAAUGGAAUUACAGAAAAAAUAUACAGGAAAAAUCGUGGUGUAUGGGUACAAAUUAACGAAAACGGUACAGAACUACAACGACUACAGGAUCAGUUAGUAUAAUUUAGAACAGAAAUCAAUGGUAUAACUCUUCUAAAAUUAUAUAACACCAUUGUUGUUGUACUAAAAUAAUAUUUUUAUAAAGCACUGAUAUCCUAUUUCAUGUUGCAAUAAUAAUUGUUAAAUCAUUUAUUGUAUUCCAUAAUAAACA
Messenger RNA from Adelges cooleyi (spruce gall adelgid), 4287 nucleotides. RefSeq lists its product as uncharacterized. Bases 3447 to 4139 code for a protein of 230 amino acids. The transcript has 11 exons. The record is from RefSeq and is a predicted model, not a curated record. NCBI's taxonomy places the organism in Eukaryota, Metazoa, Arthropoda, Insecta, Hemiptera, Adelgidae.